Diabrotica balteata is the source of this 595-nucleotide messenger RNA. NCBI's taxonomy places the organism in Eukaryota, Metazoa, Arthropoda, Insecta, Coleoptera, Chrysomelidae. The record is from the annotation of a GenBank genome assembly.
AUGGGUGGCAUAGCAGCUGCUGUAGUAACUGUAAUUGGUCGCCCUUUGCCUACAAUAUCUGAAACGACAACGGCAUUUACGAACAUAUCUUCGAACAACAGCAGUCCUGAGAAAACCUCAUUCGCUAACGGUCUCGAAGCUGAUCUUCCAACUACAACAGAAUGUAGUGUAAGUUACCAACCCCAUCAUUACCCUAUAAAAAGGAAAACAAGAGAUGGGAUGGACUCUAAGAGGGAAAGAAAGGCAGCCAAAACAUUAGCAAUUAUAACAGGGGCAUUUGUGCUCUGUUGGUUACCAUUUUUUAUAAUGGCUGUUUUAUUGCCCAUAAAUCCUAACGUCUUUGAUAAAUAUUUGGUGUCUAUAUGUCUAUGGUUAGGAUAUUUUAAUUCAACGCUUAAUCCUAUUAUAUAUACUAUUUUUAGUCCAGAGUUUAGGCACGCUUUUAAGAAAAUUCUUUGCGGAAGAAAUUACGCUAGAAGGAAUAGGCACUUUGGUGUUAGAAACUUUCAAUGAUGGAGGCAAAGUGGUCGCUUACCUUCGGAUACGGAUCCGCCAGUGGCGGCGAGGUUAGCUGCAAUAGUUGCAGCACCCGCUG